This is a messenger RNA of Sapajus apella (tufted capuchin), 1958 nucleotides long. It is a transcript of the gene ZNF747, whose product is annotated as zinc finger protein 747. The transcript is spliced from 3 exons. Gene Ontology annotation, molecular function: DNA-binding transcription repressor activity, RNA polymerase II-specific. Lineage: Eukaryota; Metazoa; Chordata; Mammalia; Primates; Cebidae. Bases 308 to 1270 code for a protein of 320 amino acids. Gene Ontology annotation, biological process: negative regulation of transcription by RNA polymerase II. The record is from RefSeq and is a predicted model, not a curated record.
CGCGGCCAUUUUGGAACAGGGCAAGGAGAGAAAGCGGCCCAGAAAUAGGGGGCGGGGGGCGUCGUCUUGGGCACAAUUGCGCAGGGGCAAAGGUCGAGCGGUCCCGCUGCCGCAGUUUUUGAAGACAUGAUCCAAUUCUGAUUAUGGACUCGCAGCCAUCGAACCUUAGUUUCCAUCCCCUCUAGUGAAGACUCUAGUGACUUCCCUCGGGCCCGGGCCGAGGAGGCAUUCUCGGGCGCGGGAGGUUACGCAGACCCAAGCCCGGCCAGGGGAGGCGACCGAUCCGUCGCCGGCGCUGACAGUCCUCAUGGCGCCGCCUCUGGCCCCGCUCCCUUCCUGGGACCCAAGCAGGGCCGGGCCCGAGUGCAGGAAGCCUGGGGCUGUGAGGUUCGGGGACGUGGCCGUGUACUUCUCCCGGGAGGAGUGGGGCUGUCUGCGGCCCGCGCAGAGGGCCCUGUACCGGGACGUGAUGCGGGAGACCUACAGCCACCUGGGCGCGCUCGGAGUCGGAGGCAGCAAGCCGGCGCUCAUCUCCUGGGUGGAGGAGGAGGCCGAACUGUGGGUUCCGGCUGCCCAGGAUCCGGAGGUGGCUAAGCGUCCGACAGAAGCGGACCCAGCAGAUUCCGGAAACAAGGAAGAAGAAAGACAAAGGGAAGGGACGGGAGCCCUGGAGAAACCCCUCCCUGUGGCCACAGGGCCUCCUGGGCUGAAGACUCCCCAAGCCCCCUUUGGCAGGUUGGAGCUGCCAUCCAAGACGCGUCGCCGGAGUCACCCCCGCUUCUUUGCCCAUCCCCCUGUCCCACGAGCGGACCAGCGUCAUGGCUGCUACGUGUGCGGGAAGAGCUUCGCCUGGCGCUCCACGCUGGUGGAGCACAUCUAUAGCCACAGAGGCGAGAAGCCCUUCUACUGCGCGGACUGCGGCAAGGGCUUCAGCCACGCUUCCUCCCUGAGCAAACACCGGGCCAUCCAUCGUGGGGAGCGGCCCCACCGCUGUCCCGAGUGUGGCCGGGCCUUCCUGCGCCGCACAGCGCUGACUUCGCACCUGCGCAUCCACACAGGGGAGAAACCCUACAGCUGCCUGCAGUGUGGCCGCUGCUUCGGCCUGAAGACAGGCAUGGCCAAGCACCAGUGGGUCCAUCGGCCUGGGGGCGGUGGGCGCAGGGGCCGGCGCCCUGGGGGGCUGUCUGUGACCCUGACCCCUGGCCAUGGGGACCUGGACCCGCCUGUGGGCUUCCAGUUAUACCCAGAGAUAUUCCAGGAGUGUGGGUGACCAGGUGUGAUCUAGACAUUGAGGGAGGCCUGAGAUGGGCUCAGGGGCCCGAAUCUCUGCAGCAGCCUGCAGGGAGGUCCUAGAAUCCCCGUCAAGAGCUGGCUCUGGGGUUCGGACAGUCGCAUCUUGGGCUCUCAGCAGACUCCUCUGCCAGCGGCUUGCUCCCAGCUGCCCCGGGCUCUCGAAGGCCCCCUUUGCUGAGGCAGGGCUGAGGUGAGAACCCCCGAGACCUCUAUAAAGGGAAGCAAAAGCUGUUUCUCAGCCCAGAGAUGCUAACAGGAUUGAGGUAGAGAAGAACCUUGUUUUACCCAUUGUCUUUUUUUUUUCUUUUUUAAUUUUUUGAGAUGGAGUUUCCCUCUUGUUGCCCAGGCUGAAGUGCAAUGGUGUGAUCUCACUGCAACCUCCUCCUGGGUUCAAGCGAUUCUCCCUGCCUCAGCCUCCCGAGUAGCUGGGAUUACAGGCGCCUGCCACUAUGCCCAGGUAAUUUUUUUGUAUUUUUAGUAGAGACGGGGUUUUACCAUGUUGGUCAGGCUGGUCUCAAACUCCUGACCUCAAGUGAUCCACCUGCCUCGGCCUCCCAAAGUGUUGUGAAUACAGGAGUGAGCCAACUCGCCUGGACUUUUCUUAUUCUUUGACCUUCCUAGAACAGAAUACCCAUAGUUUGUUUAUUUUAUUUAUUUUUUUUGAG